This is a messenger RNA of Ipomoea triloba (trilobed morning glory), 1726 nucleotides long. Its product is annotated as ELMO domain-containing protein A-like. The record is from RefSeq and is a predicted model, not a curated record. The transcript is spliced from 10 exons. NCBI's taxonomy places the organism in Eukaryota, Viridiplantae, Streptophyta, Magnoliopsida, Solanales, Convolvulaceae. The coding region runs from base 488 to 1303 and encodes 271 amino acids.
AGUGAGAGAAUAACAUCUUCGCAGCGCUGCUUGCGUCGUCGUCCCGCCCACACCGUAGCAGAGCGGUACCAGCAAAUACAUUCUACAAAGCAUAAAUGCCGAAAAUCUAGAGAGAGAAACUCAGUAUAUACCUCCUUACUAGUUCCUACAUAUACUCAGCGAUACUUAUCAACUGCUUACAUAAUAAGCAGACGCGUGCGGAGUUAGAGAGAGGAUCAGAUAUGGCGUUCUUGUUCGAAUUCCAGAUCUUGUGAACAUAAAAACACAAAGGCAGGAAUCGCGCAUUUCGCGCCUGUAAUUUGCGUUCCUGAUUCGAAUUCGCCGCAUUGUAGAUCGUCUCUCAUUGCUCGAAUUUUGAUUCCGCAGAGAUAGAGAGAGAGGGAGAGAUUAUGUGAGUGAAUGGACGAGAAAGGAGGAGGAUCUUUCGUGGCGGUAAGGAGAAUUUCGCAAGGCCUUGAUAGGAGCAACACUUGUCAUUCAGAUUCUGAUGUUAGAUACUAGUUGUAUGGUGUCUCUAUUUGAUGCGAGCUUUGGAUCUGUGAAUUGGAAAUUAGCUUGGUUCAUGCCUAAUUGCAUUGACAUUUGCGCGGAGGUUGUAGCAGGAUCUGCAGCAUGGCUUGGCAGAGGGCUUUCAUGUAUAUGUGCUCAGGCAAGAGAGAAUGAUGCUCGGCCUUCAUUUAAUUUAACACCUGCUCAGGAAGAGUGCUUGCAGAGGUUACAGAGUCGUAUGGAUAUUUCUUAUGACAGGUCAAUUCCAGAACAUCAGUCAGCUUUAAGGGCUUUGUGGAAUGCUGCCUUUCCUGAAGAGGAACUACGUGACCUAAUAUCUGAGCAGUGGAAGGAAAUGGGUUGGCAAGGCAAAGAUCCAUCUACUGACUUUAGGGGUGGUGGAUUUAUAUCGCUGGAAAACUUAUUAUAUUUUGCUAAGAACUUUCCGAAUUCCUUCCAGGAUCUUCUUCAAAAGAGGGAAGGCGACCGGUCCAUGUGGGAAUACCCAUUUGCUGUUGCUGGUGUCAACAUCACAUUCAUGCUUAUCCAGAUGCUAGAUCUAGAAGCAGUAAAACCUCGAAACCUGGUUGGAGCAACCUUCUUGAAGUUUCUUGCAGAGAAUGAAUCAGCAUUUGAUCUUCUAUAUUGUAUUACUUUCAAGUUGAUGGAUCACCAGUGGCUUUCCAUGCGAGCAUCAUAUAUGGAUUUCAAUUCAGUCAUGAAGGCUACGCGGAGGCAGCUAGAAAAGGAACUUCUACUAGAAGACAUAACACGGCUGGAAGAUUUGCCCUCUUACAGCCUACUCACUCAAUAGUUUUAUACUCUGCUGACAUUCUAAAAGUGAAAUGGGUUACACAACAUGGCUGGAAGAUCCGAAGAUUUCCCCAUGUACGUACAGCCUUCUCAGCUGAUAGUUUUGUACUGCUGACAGUCUAGACGUGAGUGGUUUUCAUUUGCAAAACAUACAUGCGGUAUUCAUUGGUUGCAGUUUCCAUCUUCCAGGUUUCUCUACUCACGAGUUAUUUUUUGACUGGAUAGUGCUUGCUGUCAAUGACAUGUUUCUUCUGUUCUUCAUCACAUUCUUUAUUACUCAUUAGGUUCUUGUAAUUGAGCUUGUGGCUGCUACACAAAAAUGCUCCUCUGCAAAUACAAAUUGGAUUGUUUUUCCUGAUUCUUAGCCAAUGGUUUGCCAUGUUUGACAUGAUUGAAGAAUAUGGAACUUGUGCAGUUUGAGUAC